CAAAAUAUGAAAUCUACAAUCAUCCAAGUAUAAUGACACGCUUGAGUGGCAUUUUACGCAGUUCGAGAAACAUUAGAUGUAACAUCAAACCGUCAGAGAAAGUUGUGCGAUCAUUCGAUGCUUUAAGAACAGUAAAUAAAUCGACCCAAAUCACAUCUGCAAUACCGUUAAACCUUUCGAACAACAAUUCAUUCUUACCGUUUCUCUAUCCCCCCUUUUUCCGCAAAAAUCUUAUUCAUCACCACUGUAACAGAAGGUUUUCAUCAAUUUUUAAUUCAAAUGAAGAAAAUAGCCAAGAUCGUAAGCUAAAUGAGGCGAUGGAUGAAGGAGAAAUGAUAGAAGAAGAAACGCGUCCUAAAGUUCUCUUGCUUAGGAAAUUAUCGAGACAAAAGUUAGCAUCAUUAUACAAACAACGACGUCUUCUCGUCAGGCGAAAAUCAAAAAUUCGCAAACAAGCCAGAAUCUUCAUGGAACAAUUGAGGCUUGGUAAAGAUAUUUCCGAAAGGCAAAAGUUUCAAGCCCUAUUUCUUUCCAGUCAGAUGAAGGCCAUCAGCAAAAUCAUCGCAUCUCAACAGAAACUAGAAUUUGUUCAAUUAACAAAUUUUCGCCAAAAAGAGAUAUCGGAAGAAACUUUUUCCAAAUUAGACACUAGGACAUCGGAGGAGAUUGAAGAGAAAACCGAAGAAUGGAAAAAAUUUGUUGACGAUUAUACCCCACUAAGACUGAUCAGAGCACUUUUAUCGUCGAGAAACAGCAAGUCAAAGUAUUGGAGGAUCCACGAAAUUUUCGAGGAAUUGUUGCAUGAUUCAGAUAAUCUUAAGAGUGUUUCGUUGCAUGAUUUACGACGUCUUGCAGAGUAUUUUUCUAAAAUACAUCCCCCACACACUGUUUCAGUAUUGGAGGCGGCUUUGGAUCACGGAUUCAAACUUACACACGAUGAUUAUCAUCUGCUGCUAGUUUCACAUCGAAAGACCAAAGAUCGAUUAGGUAUAAUGGAAACUUUUGAGGAGAUGAGGGGAAAGGGAUUUACUCUUCGAGCUGUUGAUUACAGCGAGCUCUUAAGAUGUCUAAUGGGCAAAGGUGGCAAGGAUACUGAUUUGGCAAAGAGAUAUUUAAGUGAAGUGAGAUCACAACAUUUUAGGUUAGAUAUGGAUGCUUAUGCCGCGUUAAUUGAUGGGUUCAUAGUAAACAAUGAUGUAUUUUAUGCAGGACAAAUUUUCAUAGACUUUGUAAAGGAAGGAUUGGUUGCACCGGGCAUUAUUUUUCCUAAAAAGCCUGUCGAUAUGAGUGGUGGUGGUAUUCGUAAAUGUAUUCCCGCCAAUAAUAUCAAAAACAUUGACAAUGAAGUAAUAAAUCACGAUGACAUUGCUAUUAAUAAAAAAGAUGAAUAUUCAGAAGUUGUUAAGAUGCCAUCGUGGCAAACAUCAUUGUUGGAAGAAAUUUACACCAUACUACUUCAAACAUUUAUUCAUCAAAAUGAUCUUGACAAAGCAAAAAAAUUUUACGGAAAAUUGCUUACCGUCAAUCCAUCGCCAGAUUUUGAGCUGGUUCAAAUGAUGGUCGAUGCUUGCCUGAAUCGGAAUGAGAUGACCACGGCAAGACUGUUGUUAAAGCGCACGCGCACUUCAAAUCUCGGAUGCAUUUAUGGACAAGUAAUUGAAUAUUGCGCAAAGCAAAAAAAAUUUAAGUAUCUCUGGAUGGUUUACGCGCAAUCUUUGGAUAGGCAAAUCACAUUAUCCGAAAAAACAUACAAACUAAUGCUAUUAGCGUAUUAUCAAGAAGGUUACUUUACUGACAUGUUAACGCUUUACAAGGAGUCCAAGUUCUUGGGUUACUUUCGUAAGGAUCUUUAUAUUCACAAUCUUGUGGCUCGAAUCUUG
Molecule: messenger RNA, 1880 nt
Organism: Acaulospora morrowiae
Lineage: Eukaryota; Fungi; Glomeromycota; Glomeromycetes; Diversisporales; Acaulosporaceae
Source: the annotation of a GenBank genome assembly